AACAAAUUGAAGCAAAAAUGAUCCUCUCAGAAGUGCAUUUUAUGUUAUUUGCACAGCCCGUAGACUUUUGUUGGAUAAGUCUUUCCAAAGAACCUUUUCUGUUAGAAAGUAUAUCAAGUAUAAGUUUAAGAUAUUUUCAGAGAAAACUUCAUUUUGACAGUAAGAAUUAGAUUCUUGUGAUGCAGAAUUAAGUAUAGAUUUCACUUGGCAAAAGCUAUUAUUAUCAUUCCUUUAUAAUAAUACAGAUUUAAAGCCAAGAGUGAUAUCAGGUAACACAGUAUACCAGAGUCUUAACAUGAUUCGGUGUCUUUAUACCAUAAAAUGUUAAAUAACUUGGCAAACCAAUAUCCUCACCAACGGGCAUUGCUGACAACUGCAGUAGCACUUUCUGACUAAAGAGUGAGUCACACACUUACCUUACAGACUAGUCAUAAGCUUUCUCUGAGUCCAAAAAAAAUACAAUUAACAAGACCUUGUUCACAAAACAUAGGUUUCACGUUUUAAAAUAGUUUGUCUAGAUUCGGAAGCUAAAGGGUUAGAAAGUAUGUGAACACAUCCAGAUGCAGAAGAGAGGAGGAAUUACUAGGCUGACAUCAAGCAGUCAAUGUCUUAUUUUUUGUGAGAAAACAGUUACAAAACAUGAAGAACGGAUUGGAGUUCACCUUUAAAAUAAAGCCCAAUUGUCUUAUUCCCUACCCAUGGUACACACUUAAGUUCCUUAAUAUCAGGCACAGGUUUAACUGAAGCAAACCAAGGGGGAAAUAAAACGUGCAGAUUUAUAGGAGUCAGCCCACUGUUAGGAAGGGCCUCCCUUAUAAAAACAAAAAGAAUAUCUAGAUAAGAAGGAGCAACUGGAUGAUUGUCCUGCAUUCUCUCACCUUCCCUUGGUUUUGUUUCCGUUUGCUUUCCAAAUAAAGUUCCCUCUGACAAUAUUGAUUCAAGUGCAGGUAAACUUACCACUCUUGUUUAUGAGACAAUUCCUGUAUGUGGAAAUACCUCAUCAUUCCUUGUAUUUAGUAGGCACUCAGAUACUCGUGUCCUGCCUUCAUUUUAUUUCACCAUGAUUAAAAGAGACUGACAUUAAAAAAAAAAGUUCUACUUUUAAAAAAAUUAUAUCCCCCCAAAAAUAUAUGCAUGUGUACACACACACACACACACACACACACACACCCAUAAAAAGUGUUUGACUUGAAAAUUCUAACGAAGGCAACCAAACCGAGCCUCUAGGCCCCUUCUCCUAAAGGAACAGUUUAGCCCUUCUUUGGUGGGUCCAGCUUCAUUUGUUUCCAUGAGACAGGUACCACCUUCUUUCCUCCUACACAAAAAGCAUCUUCUCGAGAAGAUGCUUUGUCUUGGUCCUAGGGAAGUUCUGAAGCCCCUUGAGUCUCUGGUUCAAACCUCACAGAUUCCUAAGGUCCUUGGUUCAGGUCCGUAGUCUAAGAGACAUACUGAUUCGGGCAAUUAUGAAAAUAGUCACCAUAAUGAUCUAGGCCCAAGAUUCUGUCUUUCACAAAACUUCAUGGAUACCUUUUAUUUAUGAUUGUUUUUUGGUAAAUAAAAAAUUGCCAAAUCGUCUGGUCCAUCACUCUUGUCUCAGAAAUUCCUAUGAUGUAUCAUCAGCCCAGCUGAUCAGCACGUGAAGCCUAGUGUUUUUACUCAGCUGAUAUUCUAGCCAAAAGCAAACAACUUUAUCCCUGUUGUUCAUCUGGCUUUAUCAUAGAUAAAUAAAUGUGCCAUUUCUAUUAUAAUUUUUGUGGUCUCUUAAGUAUCUUAGGGCCACACGUUGGGAAUCAUUGAUCUAGAGGUUCGUUCUCAACUAAGUCCCCAUCACUGCCACCCCAUGGCAGUGAUUUUGCCCAGAUAUCCUAUUAUAGAUCUAUAGUUCAACCAUUCAGCAACCACUUGAGAGCCUGAGUGCCAGGCCCUGUGCUAGAUGAUAGGACUGCAACAACAAACAAGACCCAGGGCCUGACUCGAGUUGCUCAAAGUCUAAAAGAAGGAAACAUUAUUAUUAAUGUAAUUAUUGUGACCAGAUAAGCAGAGUACUACGGAAGUACAUAGGAGGGCCCUAACUUCUAGGAGGAAAAGGAAAAUCCAAACAAAAUACAGGGAGUAGUAUUCCAGGCGUGGGCAGUAUGCUCAAAGACCUAGAGACAAGAGGGUGGGAAACUACAAAUUAUUUAGCAGGCUAAGAUACAGCAUACAAAGCAUAGCAAUAGAUGGGACCAGAUAAUAAAAGACUUGACUAAACUUGGAUUCGAUCCUGAGCAUGAUGGAAAGCCAUAGAAAGGCCUUAAGCAAGAGAGUUGCAGAGUUUUAGAACAACUCUCAACAAGGAUGUGGAGAUAGACCAGAGGGGCAGGCCCAGAGGCCAUCAAUAUCUUAGCUCUAUGGUAACCGCUGGGAUCUAUUAAGUUACGUACCUACCCAGCCACACUGAAAUGGGAAAUUUCGUUUCCUUCCCAGACUUCUCUUUUUUAAAAUGCCCAAUAUUCCUAUUUUCUUUCAUUUUACCUCAUGUAUAUUUUUGAACUCUUCUCUAUAAGGCUCUCUGUACCCUAUAUUUUGUUUGGAUGGUAAGCCUAGGACUAGCCUCUGAGACCUGGUCACAGUCUGACUGUUGCCAAAAAAACUGGGAAGGCUUUUCCAUGGAGCCCAAGCUUCUUACCAGACUUCAUGUUGGGCAAAAUUUUUAAACUAUAAUGCUAUGUCAACUUACCAUCCUAAAGCUCUAAGUUUGCCAACCCAAUUUCUCCAACUUGGUGUGCUCUUGAGCCCCUCCCACCAGGUUUCCAGUGGCUAAACAUUUCAUGUUUGUAUUUGAGCAUCAUCAGGAUGAGGUACCUUAUUCGUCUUUCCUUGACCACUUAUUCUGGACUGGAGUCUGCAGAUGGAGUUUAUUGGAGUUGAGGAAGCAGAGAGAAGAGGCGGCCAGCCAGGGCUCCCAGAGUUGUGGAAGGCAUGGAGGAGGGGUGAUAAAUGCUGAGGCGGCCCCUGGUGACCAGGCAGGGAACCUGAGCCACACUAGCCCCAGUGCCUGGAGACGAGCUGGGAGCCCGAGACAUGAACAAGAUCUUCCCCCAGGGGGAUGUCAAUGGCAUUGCUGCUGCUGGAACCAAAGCCCUCCCUGGAGAGGAAGGCUGCAGUGCCCUCUGCUGCUCCCGCCGAGGGACCUGCCUCUCGGCCUUCGUGCUGCUCCUGCUGGCAACUCUUGCGGCCCUGAUCGCCCUGGUCACCAUCCUGGGACACCCACCACGUGCACCAGGGGCCCAGGCCUGUGUGACACUGACAAACAGGACAGGCUUCCUGUGCCAUGACCGGAGCAGCUGCAUCUCAGCCAGCGGGGUCUGUGACGGCAUCCGCACCUGUUCACACGGCGAGGACGAAGAUGAGGCCUUAUGCCGAGAUGUGCCCCAGAGUCUCCCUAGCUUCCUUGUGGCCCGCUGUGGAGACCCGGCUGCCUGGAUCUACUCAGACCAAAAGUGUGAUGGGACCAACAACUGCGGGGAUUGCUCAGAUGAACUAAGCCCAGUGACAGCAUGCCCACCCUGUGGCCCUGGGUGGUGGCGUUGCCCCUCGACUUUCUUCAGGUAUUGUGGCUGUAUUCCAAGGAGCCUCUGCCGGGACCACGUGCAGCACUGCUCCGACUGGUCUGAUGAGUACGCCUGUCCUGGACCCUGAGUGGGCACCCAGGCCAGAGCGAGAGGCUGGUUGAAAUGGCACUGAUAAUCCUUCAUAUGAGAAUCAAAUCCAAGACCAUGAGGGCAGGAAGGAGCCUUCAAGAUCAUCUAGUGAGAUCUAUGCACUAUCAUCUCUGAAUAAAAAUUGUCUCUCCUGCUUUAAAGAUGUUCAGCUUCUCCUUGAAUGCAUCCAAUGACAGGGAGCUUACUACCAUGCUGUGCAGGUCCUAACAAGGAUGAGGAGUGCUGCUUCCACGAUGUUAGGCCUGUCUGUGGGGCCCCACAGAGGAAAUCUGCUCCUCUACUCCUGACCUUAUCACCCCGUGGAGCAAAGAUAAGUCUGGGGCUCAAACGCCAAGUUGAGGAGUUUAGCCCUUAGGGAUGGUACAUAUGUGAAGUGUAUGCCACUUCCUGUCCAUUUGGUCCCUAAGACAGAUCUUGCUGGGCUUGGCUACAGUCUUAGCAUUUUUCUCAUCUCAGUAAUCCUAGCAGAUCCUACUGACUGAUCACAUGAGAUUGCACCUGAGACGGGGCAUUUGUCAUCCUGCCAAUAGGAAGCCAGUCAUCCCGGAGGCUCUGAGCUGUAGAGUAGAAGGUCUGGAGAAAGAGCAAGCCUUCUGCCUGUCCCAUUCUCUACCCUACCCCGUGACCAGUGCCCAGCCAAGCAGCCCAGGUUUCUUGUAGUAUGGAUUGUAUUUCGGUUCCAGAGUCUGAGUGAAUGAGCUAUUUCUCUGCAUACUUUUCCAUCUUCACAACACCCAGAAAGGCAAGGAUGGAUAUCCCCAUUAAACAGAUGAGAAAACUGAGGCUCAAAGGGAGAAAUCACUUGCCCAGGAUCAUACAGCAAAGUCAGUACUGGAACUGGGACUCAAACACAGUCUAUGGUGUCCCAACCCUGAAUCCUUUCCUGCUACCAAUGUGAUUAUAUUUUGGCCGGGGGGAGUCCCUAUGGGGUAUUUUUAAAAGUAGCUUGAGGGUCAGAAAGUGUCCCACCCUUAUUCUGAAAGAGAGACUUGGAAUUUGGCCAACAAGAGGGUUGCUGUUGA
This is a messenger RNA of Rhinolophus ferrumequinum (greater horseshoe bat), 4726 nucleotides long. RefSeq names its product low density lipoprotein receptor class A domain containing 1 (gene LDLRAD1). Gene Ontology annotation, cellular component: plasma membrane. Gene Ontology annotation, molecular function: protein binding. The record is from RefSeq and is a predicted model, not a curated record. The transcript is spliced from 8 exons. Lineage: Eukaryota; Metazoa; Chordata; Mammalia; Chiroptera; Rhinolophidae. Bases 3064 to 3681 code for a protein of 205 amino acids.